This is a messenger RNA of Caenorhabditis sp. 36 PRJEB53466, 307 nucleotides long. NCBI's taxonomy places the organism in Eukaryota, Metazoa, Nematoda, Chromadorea, Rhabditida, Rhabditidae. The record is from the annotation of a GenBank genome assembly.
AUGCGCCCGUCCACCUCCGUCCUCGUCUUCCUCCUUCUCAUCUGCUCCAUCGCAUUUCUGGCGUCAGAGGCGAGUCCGAGUGCGAACAAGCACGCCCGAUGCGUCCAUCAGGUCGUCAAAUCGCUCACCGAACUGUGCAACGGACAAUCGGAACUCGGUGAGUGUGGUGCCACGUGUCAUCCGUUUCCGAAUCUGGUCCGUUUCAGACACGAUGCGACAGCUGGCAAGUCGGUGCUGCAAAGAGAAUUGCGACUUUUCGGAGAUGGUCGCCGCGUGCGGAUCGUCUGCUCCGGAAGACAGUUUCUAA